CUGGCCGCCAUCAUUGUUAGUGGCAGUGAAGCGCGUGGAGAAAAAGGCUGAUACCACAGCGCAGUUCUGAGGAUCGUGAGCACUGUCCGAGCAGCUAUGGUUCAGACUUGCUCAGCUUACGGCUGUAAAAACCGGUAUCAUAAAGAUAAAGAAAUCUCCUUCCACAAGUUUCCCCUAGCGCGUCCAGACAUCUGUACUAAAUGGGUGGCAGCAAUGAGGAGGAACAAUUUCAAGCCAACGAAGUACAGUAAUAUUUGUUCACAGCACUUUACUAAAGACUGCUUCAAAAGAGAGUGCAACAACCGUGUGCUGAAGGAGAGUGCUGUUCCGUCGCUUUUUGACUUCAAUCUCGACAUCAAGGUAAAGCAGUCGGAGUGCCUGGAGGAUCCAUUUCCUUCUGAGAUCCAUUUCCCCCUCUCAUUCCCUUUGACCUCUGACACCGUCAUGGAGGAGGUGGAGUCUGAGCCUGUAAGAAGUUCACCUGACACCCCUAGUGACACAGUGGUGGUCUCUUGCGACCAUAACUAUACGGCGGAGGACUCUGCACGGCAAAAAAAGCGAAUUCAGCAGCUGGAAGAGCAGCUGGAGGUACUGAGGAAGAAACUGAAAACAACGCAGCAAAAGUGUCGCCGUCAGGAGAGGCAGCUCAAAAGCCUGAGGGUUUCUUGCAAGACAGUCAGGACAGCUCGCGACGCACCAACUGCCUUCAGCGAGGGCUAUGUCAUUUUACCAAAACACAUUUACCACAUGCUCAAAGGCAUCGAGUGACAGGAUGACGCCACCAAGUUGCUAAUCUUGAACAGCUGAUAGAGCUGUUGAGGAAAGCGGUGAGGCUCUGCUAUCAAAAAUAAGGAACAUCAAUGGAGAGGGUCAAUGUCCAGACAUUUUUCCAAACAUAUAUUGCAGAAUGACUGUUAAUUUCACAGCAGGGCCAAGAACAAAAAGUGGUAUUUGGCAGGGCAAAAUAAUGCCACAUGGCAAAAAAAAAAAUGCCACAUGGCAAAAUCAAUUUUGCCACACGGCAAAAAAAGGCCACAUGGCAUAAAAAAGGCCACAUAGCAAAAUCCAUUUUGCCACAUGGCAGGAAAAAUGCCACAUGGCAAAAUCAACUUUGCCACAUGGCAAGAAAAUACUACAUGGCAAAACCAAUAUUGCCACAUUGCAAACAAAAUGCCACAUGACAAAAUCAAUUUUAAAAAAUGCCACAUGGCAAAAAAAAAAAAAAAAAAUGCUACAUGGCAAAAAAUGCCACAUGGCAAAUACCACUUUUGGUUCUCGCUGUCUCUCUUCCCAGAGGCAUUAUUUGGCAACCAGCAUCUUUGCACAUAUAUGUACAGGUCGGAGGUUAAAGUCAUCUGUGACAUAUGUACUUUAGUUAUGUUUAAGGUAGGAAAAGCCAUUUAGUGUGUUCAUUUCUGGGAUUCUUGGUCUCUUAAAGCACUGGAUAGUCAGGUUAGCAGUACCGUUUGCCUUUCUGCUACUAUGCCAUGCGUGUACUCAUUAUGCAGUGCAGGCGGAAAGUGUUUGCCCCUUUCUCAAAACAUUUUCGCAAGGUUUCCCCACUUUAUUGUUUAAGAUCAUCAAACAAACGUAAAUAGACAAAUAUAACCCAAGUAGAUAUGAAUAUAGUUUCAAUGGUGAUUUUAUCGUGUCCAUCAAGCAUCGCAGGGUUCAACAGUAAUUCAUAAUUCAAUGUUAUUUUUUCUUUCUUUUCAAUGUUCCUUUAAAAACUGCCAUAUGUACUUGAGUUAUCUUUGUCAGAUCAUUUAAAUUUGCUCAGUAAUCCUUAAUAUUAAAGUAGGGAAACAAGGGGGAAAAAAGAUUAUUCUAGAAGGGGUGAAAUGCUUUUUGACAGCACCGUAUUUAUUUCAGAAACCUCCAAUUACACAACCCUGUGCCUGUCAAUGUGAUGAACUUUUACCCCUAAUGUUAUUAUGUUAUUGUUUGGUGCUACCUUUAUUUACUUCAUUUGAAAAUGUGUAAUUCUAAAAAAAAACCAAGAUGGGGUAAAACUCCUAAGGACUAAUAAAAAUGAUAAGACAAAAAGAAACAUACCAAAGAA
Molecule: messenger RNA, 2062 nt
Organism: Corythoichthys intestinalis (scribbled pipefish)
Lineage: Eukaryota; Metazoa; Chordata; Actinopteri; Syngnathiformes; Syngnathidae
Gene: thap1
Product: THAP domain containing, apoptosis associated protein 1
Exons: 3
Coding region: 97-768 (223 amino acids)
Source: RefSeq, a predicted model, not a curated record